Molecule: messenger RNA, 1528 nt
Organism: Vigna angularis (adzuki bean)
Lineage: Eukaryota; Viridiplantae; Streptophyta; Magnoliopsida; Fabales; Fabaceae
Product: leucine-rich repeat extensin-like protein 1
Exons: 1
Coding region: 118-693 (191 amino acids)
Source: RefSeq, a predicted model, not a curated record
AUCAACAAAGAUUCUGACAUCAAGUUCCCCCAAAGAAUCAUUCUCAUUACAGGAAGCAGCCACCUUUGUUAGUUCUGCAAGUCACCCGAUUCUUCAAACCUUGCAAAUCACAAAAAAAUGAGCACCACCACCACCACUACCUACUCUAUCACCAUACCUUCUCAGUUUCUCGGAGCUUCCCCGGCUUCAGUCCAAAUGAGUCACAUCAGCGAUUCAGGGUUCAUUACAAAAAAGCUGUUUUCAUGGAUAAAGGUUUCCUUCAUUGUGCUGGCUUUGUUUACCAGGGUGACAUGGGAGGAGAAAGUAGAAGAUCCCUCAAGUGCCCUUUUCUGCAUCAGCGACUGCUCCACAUGUCCUGUGAUAUGUUCACCCCCUCCUCCAUCACUCCUAACACCAUCACCUUCACCUCCGCACUCUCCGUCACCAUCACUACCUUAUAAUUCCUAUUUCUCACCACCACCACCUCCUUCCAAGCCCAAACUAGCACCACCUCCACCGCAGUCACAUUCUUCAGGGGCUCCUCCACCACCCCCACCACCUUCAGGUUUGGGACAGCCCCUACCUACGGUGGUCUCAGCGCCGCAUGACUUUUCCUAUCCCUAUUACUAUUUCUACGCUUCCGCUGCUUCUUCUCCUUCCGUUCAUGCACCCUUUUUUCUCUUGUUGUUCUUCCUAGUAUUCUGUUGUUGGUAACCAGAUGUUUUGUUCUAUAACGUGAAAUUAAUGUGUUGUUUGGUCUCUCCUACAUGUACUGAUGAAAGUCUCAAAUGCAUUGUUUUUGUUUUCUUUUAAAUCGUAUUUGUAAUUUUGUGGCAAAUAAAUAAUCUGUGUUACAAAUGAUUUUGGUCUGUUCCUGCCACCCUUUUUCUCGUUUGUCCCGUGUUUCCUGUGUCUGCCGGAGAAGUUUAAACCCUGUUCUAAAUGAAAGUAAGCGAUUCUCACUACAAUAUACAUUACGUUUUGAUAUCUUAACCCAUCCAUAAAAGAAAAUAAUUACCGAAAAAUCAACUGUUUUAAUAUUUUAAUCACAUUUUUCUAUUUUUUAAUUUAAAGUAUUACUAUAUAUUAUUAUACUAUUAUGAUGAAGUUGUUAAGUAGAUUUUUUUUGUGUUUAAUAGUAAGUUAAAGUAUAAUUUCCCUUUUCCAUAUACAUCUUACAUUUUGAUUGAAGUUAAAGUUGAGGGCCAACAUAUAGGAAAAUGUCAAUUCUACAAUCACAUUUUUAAACAACUUUUUUGACCACAUUUUUCUAAUAAUAAAAUAUUAUAUUUAGAUAAUGAUAAUAAUAAACAUAAAUAAAAUAUAUAUAAUUGUACAGUGGUUAUAUAAUAUGAUUAUCCUCCUCGUUAAGCCUGACCAUGGUAAGAUUCCGUAGGGUUUGAGUUCAAAAAUACAAAAUAACUGUAAGGAAUGGGCUUGGCUUUCCCCAAAUGUUUCUGGUUGGGCGGGGCGGGUGGAUUGGAACUGGUUGGGCCAAAUUCCACCACAUAUAAUGAGCUUUUACUUUCUGCACCUCACAAUUUGUUCG